ACGAGUAUUCGCCUGUAUGAGCAUCACCUCCACUUGCUGUUACAUGCUGCAAGCGUCUCAAACAUCUGAAUCUAGCUGGAAUUAUGAAGCUAGUAAGAUUUUUGAUGAAACUCAGUCAUGAGACUGUAACGAUAGAGUUGAAAAAUGGCACUCAAGUCACCGGUACAAUUACAGGUGUGGAUGUAGCGAUGAAUACACACCUCAAAACAGUUAAAAUGACUAUAAAAAAUCGAGACCCUGUGAUGUUGGAAACUCUGAGCCUUCGCGGAAACAACAUCAGAUACUACAUUCUACCUGAUUCUCUUGCUUUAGAAACGUUAUUGAUAGACGACACACCAAAGGCUAAGGCUAAGAAGAAGGAAGCUGCGAGAGGUGCCGCACGCGGUAGAGGACGUGGCGCUAGAGGUGGUAGAGGUGGAAGAGGUGGACGAGGCAGAGGAAGAAGCAGACGAUAGUAAACAUGUUACGCGUACGAAUCUUGAACCUGACAUUUAUAUAAGUCACAGUUUAUAUAAGUUCACAAUUUUUUCUUUAUGCAGAAAUGAGGUCACUCAUUUUAUAUAAGAAUUCCAUUAUAUUAUAAUUUCCUGUUAAAUUUCAAAAUGAAAAUUUUGACGAUCUUUAUUCACACUUAGAAAAUAUGAUAUAAAUUUUUAAGCAAGCAUUCCGAUAUAUUUAAUCUUGUAUUAUUUAUUUCGUCUCAUUUUCGCUUAGAGAAAAGGAGAGAGAAAGAGAUGGAGAUAAAACUCUUGCGAAAAGUGCGGUUUUAUAUUCAAUAAAUUGUCAGUAAUUUGCUGUUACAAAAAAGAAACAGCACGUUAUUCUGAUGUUUUGAGAAAAGUAUUACAAGCACCAUGUCGGAAUGCAGUUAUGAUCAAACACAUCAACUUAGUAUAAAAAUUACACUAUUUUUGACACAUCGUCAUUGAAAGAAUCAUUCGAUUGAAACUCAGAUAGAUACAAGUCGUUUAUAAUUUAAAAUGUCGUUUGACAAUUUUCGGAUGAAAAUAAACACUCGUGAGAGGUGAUAAACGUUCUGUGUCAAUUAUUAUUAUUAUUAUUAUACAAUAUUUAAGUGCGAUUGUACAAUAUCUUAAGUUCGACCUUUUGUUAAUCGCCGUGUGUUUAAUCAGUUCUGUCCUAACGCAUCUGAUCGCAAUUUUCUAACUCCAAAACGCACAACACGCGUUGCGAUGUUGUGAUGUUUGUCAACUGUUGAAAUCUUCCACCAAUGAGAACGAAGCGUUUGAUGCAUACUGUUCGGCAAAGAAAACGGUUUCUGCUCGAACGUGGCCAUUGAUGCGCAAAACCACGACACGUGACAACAUGUAACUCGCACGUGACAACUCGAUUAACGACGAUUCGUCUCAAAAUGUUCGCGCGUGAUUAUGUGGAGAUCAUCGAAGAGGCUGAUUAUUAGUUGUCUACAUUACGUGAUCAGAUGCGGUCGCAUUAACCUGGACACGGACGAUUUGGAUGACAUAUCGGACUACGACGUCCAGGAUGUUCCUAGUAAAGUAACGUUGAUCCGCCCCGUGUUACGUUCGCGAGAGAUCGUUCGAACGCACUUUAAUGUAUCCGACAAAAAAGAGUAUAAUGUAUCACUUUGUACAGAGAUAGUGAGAAAUAUUGUAAAGUGAAUUGUUUAAUGAAAGAAAAAAAAAAAAAAAAAAAA
This is a messenger RNA of Pseudomyrmex gracilis, 1675 nucleotides long. It is a transcript of the gene SmD1, whose product is annotated as probable small nuclear ribonucleoprotein Sm D1. Gene Ontology annotation, biological process: RNA processing; spliceosomal snRNP assembly. The record is from RefSeq and is a predicted model, not a curated record. Lineage: Eukaryota; Metazoa; Arthropoda; Insecta; Hymenoptera; Formicidae. Bases 84 to 455 code for a protein of 123 amino acids. Gene Ontology annotation, cellular component: spliceosomal tri-snRNP complex; precatalytic spliceosome; U5 snRNP. The transcript is spliced from 4 exons. Gene Ontology annotation, molecular function: RNA binding.